This is a messenger RNA of Mauremys reevesii (Reeves's turtle), 2706 nucleotides long. RefSeq names its product phosphatidylglycerophosphate synthase 1 (gene PGS1). Gene Ontology annotation, molecular function: CDP-diacylglycerol-glycerol-3-phosphate 3-phosphatidyltransferase activity. Gene Ontology annotation, cellular component: mitochondrion. Bases 34 to 1737 code for a protein of 567 amino acids. Gene Ontology annotation, biological process: cardiolipin biosynthetic process. NCBI's taxonomy places the organism in Eukaryota, Metazoa, Chordata, Testudines, Geoemydidae. The transcript has 12 exons. The record is from RefSeq and is a predicted model, not a curated record.
GUGGCGGCCGGAAGCGGAAGUAGCGAGGUUUCCAUGGCGGCGGCCGGAAGCGGAAGUAGCAUAGUCUCCAUGGCGGCGGCGGCGGCGGCCGGUGGUCCGGUGUUGUGGCGGCGGCUCUUGGGCCUGCUUCCUCACGGGAGGCUGGGCCUGGCCGCGCUGCUCGGGCGCCUCUCGGACCGGCUGUCCCUCGGCCGGGACCGGCGCUCCCGGCGAUCAUCAUGGCUGCUGCUGGCCCCAUUGCUCACCCCCGCGGUUCCUCAGGUCACAGCCCCAUCGUUCUGCGUUUGUCCUGAGGGAGCGCACAGGUUCCAGUGGAUCAGGAACCUGGUUCCAGAGUUUGGGGUUUCCAGCUCUCACAUCCGGGUGCUCUCCUCCCCGACUGAAUUCUAUGAGCUCAUGAAGGAACAGAUAAAGGCAGCCAAGCAGCGAGUGGUGGUGGCUUCUCUGUACCUCGGAACAGGACUCCUAGAACAGGAGCUGGUGGAUUGCAUAGAAGAAACACUGGAGAGGUCACUGCAGGCAAGUGGGCCCUCUGACUUCAGAGUUUCCAUUCUUCUAGAUUUCACAAGGGGAUCUCGAGGCAGGAAGAACUCUCGGACCAUGCUACUUCCCCUGCUGAGAAGGUUUCCAGAGCAAGUUCGUGUAUCCCUCUUCCAUACUCCAAAUCUGCGUGGGCUUCUCAAACGCUUAAUCCCUGAGCGUUUCAAUGAAACCAUUGGGCUGCAGCACAUCAAGGUUUACCUCUUUGAUGAUAAUGUGAUCCUGAGUGGUGCAAACUUGAGUGACUCGUACUUCACCAAUCGGCAGGACCGCUAUGUGUUCCUGCAGGACUCUCCUGAGAUCGCAGAUUUCUUCACUGAACUAGUGGAUGCAAUUGGAGAUGUGUCGCUGCAGUUACAGCCAGAUGAUACAGUCCAGAUGAUGGAGGGGAUGGUGCAUCCUUACCAAGGAGACAAGAUGGCAUAUUGUGAAGUGGCAAAUAGGAGAGUAAUGGAAGUGAUCAACGCUGCCAGGACGCGACAAGAACUCCACAUGCAGACUUUUCAUGGAAGGCGAUCAGAAGGAGAUCCGUUAUUGCCCCAGCAAGACUCUAGUGCAGGAGGGGACCAAAAACCAGAACUGGACACCUGGAUUUAUCCACUAAUUCAAAUGAAACCCUUUGGGAUUCAAAUAGAUGAGAGAGUCACAGAGACGUUGCUGACAGAGGCAGAGCGAGGUGCCAGAAUAUACCUCACCACUGGCUACUUCAACCUCACGCAAGCCUACAUGGAUCUUGUUCUGGGCACCAGAGCAGAGUAUCAGAUUCUACUGGCCUCACCGGAGGUGAAUGGGUUCUUUGGUGCCAAAGGGGUGGCAGGUGCCAUUCCUGCUGCUUAUGUUUACAUUGAGCAUCAGUUUUACAGCGAGGUGUGCUGCCUUGGCCAGCAAGACAGGGUCCAACUGCUGGAGUACUCCAGGAAUGGAUGGACUUUCCACGCUAAAGGCCUCUGGCUGUACUUGGCAGGAAGCAGUCUGCCCUGCCUGACUCUGAUUGGCUCUCCUAAUUUUGGGUACAGGUCGGUUCAUCGGGACCUGGAAGCUCAGGUUGCAAUAGUGACAGAAAAUCGUGACCUGCAGCAGCAGCUCCAUCAGGAUUUGGGGGCUGGAGAAGGGAAGGGGAUCUGCACUCAGCAUCUCCUUUACAGAGCAGGAGCAGCUUUAUCUCAAAUCAGGCGUCGUGUCGUCGUCUACAUUUGAACAGCCAACCCGUUAUGUAAAGCUGUGGGUGAAGCUGGUAACGCCUCUGAUUAAGAACUUCUUUUGAAAGGAGCAAGGAUCCUCCUCUGGAGCCUUAGUGCUGGAGCAUGUGUGUGUGUUUUCUGGUCCUUUACCUUCACUCAACCCUCUGGUUCUGGGAGCCCAGCUUGCUUGCUCUGGAUUGAAGGUCCAGACGUAGGUGGGGCCUCGCAUGCGAGUCUUGUAGACCGGGCACUCGUAGACGUUCUUGGUGUCCAUACGGUCCACAGGGAUGGCUCUGAUGAAGAUGACUGGCAUCGAGGGCGUUAACUCCUUCAGCCGAGCGUCUGUGAUGACACCACUAGGAAUGUCCCACCGAGCACCUGCAGUGUUAUGGCUUAGUCAGUAUACCAGCUGCCAUGGGGCGUUUUCAGUCAGAAGGUUCUAUUUGCUGUAUCUGCUGGGGGGAGAGUUCUCCUAGAAGCAUGGUUAAGGGUCAGCUGGAGGACCAAAGGGCUGUACUGAAGUAGCCUGGGCUUAGUCACCCCUAACACUAUUACUAGAGUCAAUUCUGUCCUUUCUCUUCCUCCCCCAGCGCCCAUGUCAGGGGGCACUGAACAGCUUGGGGAAGAAUGGAAAAUAUGGAAACUCUCCCAUAGCAUCUGCUGGGCAUGGACCUAAGCUUGACAGUACAGUGAUCCUGCCAGGGCCUCAUCCCUCUGUGUUUAUUAGCUGUAAGGGACCUCAAACUAAAGUUGAGAGAACAUUCCCUUCUCACUUAAACUUCCUGCGUCCAGUCAUAGCUUCCUUAUUUAUAUAGGAGACCCAAAUACCAUCAACUGUCUCUGCUCUGAGGUUCACGUGUAGUUGUCUUAAUUUCCAAAAUAAAUCAAUACUAAUGGGCACUGUUUGUCUGUUAGAUGAGGCUGCCCUCUGCUGGCAUGUUUCUGACAAUGACGCACAAUAAAGGCAGCUGCUACCCAAACUGAA